Molecule: messenger RNA, 4963 nt
Organism: Amyelois transitella
Lineage: Eukaryota; Metazoa; Arthropoda; Insecta; Lepidoptera; Pyralidae
Gene: slx1
Product: structure-specific endonuclease subunit SLX1 homolog
Exons: 5
Coding region: 304-1170 (288 amino acids)
Biological process (GO): double-strand break repair via homologous recombination
Cellular component (GO): Slx1-Slx4 complex
Molecular function (GO): crossover junction DNA endonuclease activity; 5'-flap endonuclease activity
Source: RefSeq, a predicted model, not a curated record
AACGUGAUAAACAUGACAAAUAAAAUUAAUCUUUAUCUAACCGGUUAGCCGGCCGAAUUUACAGUGAAUGAUAUUAAUAAGCAACAAAUCUAUACAUCAAAAAUAUAAACAAGGAGGAACGCAGUUUAAAACUUAUUUGUCUUAUUCAAAAAUGAUUUGCCAAAUUAUCUUUGUAAACUGUGAAGCAUAGUGACAACGUAAAUAUUUGAGGUAGCUUGUUACGGCUAUCUGUUGCCACCCGACUCAAUAUUGAUUUGUUUUUAAGCCAUUAUAUAUUAAUAUCUGUGGACUUGUUGCUGUACUAUGUCUAACCCAGAACUAGUAGAAGAUUUUUUUGGUGUCUACUUGUUGUACUGCAUAAAUCCGAAGUAUAAAGGUCGAACCUACAUUGGCUACACCAGGGAUCCCAAUCGGCGUGUUAUGCAGCACAAUCGUGGAACCUGGGCGGGAGGAGCCUACCGCACCAGUAACAAAGGGCCUUGGAAAAUGGUGCUUAUCGUGCAUGGCUUCCCUAACAAUAUUUCGGCACUUAGAUUCGAGUGGGCUUGGCAAAACCCUUCAAAGACGAUAAGGCUCCAACAUCUUAACUUGAAGAAGGUGCCAAGAAAGGAGUCAGAAUUUCACUUUAAACUGAGGGUCAUGACUGAGAUGCUCCGAGUUGGUCCCUGGUGCCGCCUCCCUUUGGUGAUUAGGUGGCUUGAACAAGAAUACAUUGAGGAAUUCCCAAUUGAUAGGAAACCUCCUGAGCACAUGAAGAUCUGCAAUGGACCAGUGAAAAGCAGCAACUUGAAGAAAUUUGCAAAUGUGACGAUUCACGAAGAAUGUUUGCUUUGCUUCAAAUACAUCACAACCAGUUUAUCUAAAGUUACCUGUUUAAACCAUGACUGUGUUUUAGUUUGUCACCUUAUUUGCUUAGCUAGUCUGUUUUUAAAACCUGGCGAAUUUGUGCCUAUACAAGGACUUUGUCCUUUUUGUAAUAUUAAUCUAAAAUGGGGUGAUCUUAUAAGAAGAACAAAGGGCUGCAAUGAUGUUAAAGAUGAUGAGAACUGUGUAGGUGAUGACGGGAACCUUGAAUGUGACAGUAUUGAUGAUUUAGGGGAUAAAGGUGGACUAUCUUCCCAAGAUAGGUCUUGGGAAGAUAGUCCACCAUUAUCCCCUAGGAUUUGUUGAUAAAAAAUCUCGUUGGUUGAGAUGAUGUAUGGCAUUGAUGAUGUUUCUACCUGUUUAUUGAAAUCGACAAUAAAAUUGCUUAAGAUAUGAAGAAAUGCCAUGCAAUUUCUUGGGUUUUUAUAACAACGCCAUCUAACGCAAAUCGGUAGAACUACAACGCGGCCAAUACCAUGUUGCAUGUUGCAUACUCCACUGUGUGAGAUACAGACUGGUGAUAGAGAGAACAGACGGACAGACUGACAGCAGAUGCUUUGAAAUAGGUUCCUGUUUUUAUCUUCUUCUUACCGAGGUGCAUUUUUAUUAUGUACCAUAUUUGGGUAUGGUGUGAAAAUUAAGUUCUUUUUAUGUACAAAAAUACGUUUAAUAAGUAUAACACAAUAAAUACUUAAGUCUUAUGCAGGUACACGUUACAAAAUGAUGAAUUUAAGAGUGUCAAUACGAUAUAUAGGUACCUAAAUCGUAUUGCAUUUUCUAAUGAGAUAGAAAAAAAUAGUAAAACCUUGUCCAAAUUACACCUUUUUGUAAAGUAUUCACACUCUUAAUAUCACAGUUUAAAGUAUAAAUUCGUAUUUUAUGCUUAAAUUUUAUGUUUCAUAUAGAGUUCGUAUAAAGAAGUUAUAUUUAAAAUAAAUAAAAUGUGUUGUAAAUUGUAAAAGACGACAUCAUUCACUUUUGCAUCUAUCUAUCCGGCUCGAAGGACCAAUGUUUAAUACAGAACUAUUUUAUGAUCUUUGUCGGAACUUGUUUUGAAAGAAAUUAAAACUGCACUUUCUGAACUAACUCACUGAACUUAUAUUUGGUUUAUACAUUAGGUAAUAACAUCCAUGAAAUUAUAAAAAGUGAACUAAAUUAUAUACAUUUUAACAUUGUAACAUACGCUCGUCUUCUUUUUAAAUAUUUUGUGCAAUAUUCUAUUUUUGUUCUUUUUUUUUCUUAGUGGCCAGCAGUACUACUUUCAAAUUACUGUACAUAAAUGAUUGAAUGCAUGGCUUAUGAAUUGGGAUACUGUUAUGUAAUGGGGUAGCAACCUGUCACUCACUAUAUUUGAAUCUUAAUUCGCGCGGAUAAGAAAAACUUGGGAUACUUCACUUAAUCAUCCUGCUUUGUCUACUUCUUAAGGGAUAUAACAAAUAAAUAAAUACGGAACAAAUUACACAGAUUGAUCGAGGCUGACCUCGAAUACAGAUUACCAUCUAAGUAAGUUCGAGACUUGGGUUACAUUAUUAACAAUAAUAUAAUAAACUAGAAGUGCUUCUUUUUAGCAUUUUUUUCUCUUCCAUAAAUGUAUUUAUAACCAAUGAUCAUAUCUAUCAUAUCAGUAAAACAUUACUUACUUAUUUGUUUGUUACUGCAAACUUUGCUUCUCUGAAUGUAAAAAAUCGUAAUGUGUAAAAAUUUACAAAAUACUGUUUGUAUUUUAACAAAAUGAUAUACUUUAUAAUGAUAGACGUUUAGAAGGUCUCUGCCCUACGUAUAAAAAAGUAAUAGUUGACACCACAAACAUAGCAAGAUACCGUCACUUUUCUACGCGGCCUACUGUACAUAAACUUGUGGAGUCUAGCUAUAUUGAUUUAUGCAGUUGGCACAAACUUCACUGUUGUUCAUAAUGAUACUUAUUAAAGUAAAUAUGUACUAUUGAGUUGAAAGCAAGAAAGUCAUGGCCUACAUAAAAUAAAUGAUUUAGAGUGGUUCUUCCGUUUCGUCCUAAUCGCCAUUCCAGGUCAAAAGUCGUUAUGAAUAUUGUAAUUAACCGUAUUUUUUUUAUUGAAUAAGGUAGGACGUACUUUUAUCUUAAAUGUCCAUCAUAUAUAUCAGGUUUAAACCUCAUAACAAAAAAAAUUUUAGAACAAAAACAUGUAUUUUUUUCAUUCCUCUCCUUGUUCAAAUGGACCCUCAGAACGUUGUGACACACUUUUGUUGACUUUCCUAGGAGAAAAGUACAUAUUUUUUUUUCUUAUAUACUAAUGUAUUCACUGACUAUUAUAAACCUGCAAUACAGUAUUUUUUAUAAGUGUUUAAUAUAGAAAGAAUUGUCUUCAAAGUUUUGUCACCCCAAAAACUACAUUGCCUUCCACAAAAAUAUAACAUUAAAAUUUUUAUGCACGUACAAUACUAUCUAUUUCUUGCCAAACAAAAGACGCUCCCGCGCACCUCAGGCUGUCGAUACAAGUCGUCAAGAGAGGUCGCACGCUGCCCGGACAAAAUAUUUUUAGGAUUUAAUUUCUGAAAACAGCGUUUGUCACGAUUUUGUUUUUUAGAUACAUCUGCAAUAAUGUCGAAGCCGAAGAAACUGGCAACUAAAGAAAAAAAAAUAGCUAAAGACAGAUUGCGAAAGAAGGUAAAAUACGCAGAAAUCAAGGCGGAUCCUGAAAAAUACAAAUUAGAGAAGGAGAAACAAAAGAGGAAAUUCCUUGUAAAAAAAGAAAAGAAACAAGUCCUAAGUAUAACAGAGAUGACGGCACGACAAAAGAGGGAGCAAAGGCGAAGAUGGCGAAAAAACUCCAGAAAAUAUUUAAAUAAGGUGAAAGAGCAGAAAAUAUUGCAAAUAAUUAUAAUAGACAACUCUCCGCCCAGUAAUAAAACUGAGGAAUUUAUAAACAUCCAGAACCUACAAUACACGACCCUCUUAUGUUACAAGAAGAAUCCACAUCAAGCCAAAGUACAUCGAAGUCACAUUUAGUGCAUCAAAAAACUAGUAUUUCAAGCGCAAUGAGAAAAUUGCGAUACAUAUCUAAAAAAGCAAUAACAAUCUUACAGAAUGAAUUUGAUAAACUAAAAAAAUGAGAAAGCGCUUUUAAGAAGACAUUUAUUUAUGGAGCAGAUGUUACAAAAAGAUAAGAUUCAAGAAAAGAAAGUAGAUGAAAUCAUAAAAAAACAUAAAUAAUGAGAAGGUACAAGAAGUGAUAAAGAAGCUUUUGUUGAAUGAAACAGUUUGUCGAGGAGUAUCAGAAAUACACAAAAGCCUUCCAAAAAAGAGGAAAGAGGAGCUUUUGCUGGAUAAAAUUGAUAAUUCGAGGCUCAAAAAGUAUGGGAUAUUGUCAAAUAUUACUUUUGCUAUGAGAAAUUCACUGAAAAAAAAAUUCGAGAUAAUAAAACUGCGAAACUAAAACAAAGUGUUGAAAAUUUUCUACAAGAAGAUGAAAACAGUCAAAUGGCGCCAGGAAAAAACGAAUUUAUUAAAAAAGGUGCAUUAAAAAAACAAAAAAGAUAUUUAACCGAUAAUAUGAAAAAUUUACAUGCGAAGUUUUGUAAGAAAUGGGACCAUAUACAUUACUCAGUAUUCUGCAAAUAUAGACCAUUCUGGAUAAUUCAACCUUAAUCAAAAAGAGACACGUGCCAAUGAAAGCUGCACUCUAACAUUGAACUUAUUAUUAAAUUUUUAAAGAAAGCUAAUAUAAUCACAGAAAAUUCUUUAUCUGAGGUUUUGAACAAUUUAUGUUGUAGAGUGUACCUACGAAAGAAAUUGUUUAGAGAGAAAGUGCAAAAUCUGCAAAAAUAAAGUCACGACGUACCAGGAAUUUGACAAUCGGAAAACUAUUAUUUAUCAUGAAUGGAUUUUUGAGAAGCAAGACCACGUAGGAAAAGUUGAAAAAAAACAAGAGAGUUACAAAGAAAAAGGAAGAUUUACCACCUAAUGUCAUUAUGAAGUUCGAAACUCUACUGGCAGUUUUCUUCAAGCGGGUUUUAAAUAUAACAAUGCAAUAUUCCGCUAUUAAGAAUCUGCAACGUGAUUUAUCUCCUAGUGAAGUCAUAUGCCAUAUAGACUUCAGCGAAAAUUAUUUAUUAAAAUAUA